GCCGGGGUGCGUCAGACGGUUGGGUUUCGUCCUGUGUAAGGAGCGUUUUCUGUAGACGGGGCAAUGAAAUUUCCUUCUUCUGAAGAUGUGGAGGCCUGUGCGUCUGCGAAGCUGUUGAGGAGCAUGGCUGCUAAGAAAUUAAGAAGAACACAGUUGUCUCAGGAGCUGUGUGAGAGGCUGAGUCGCUGUCAGAUCACUACCUGUCAGGACUUUUUAUGUCUUUCCCUCUUGGAGCUAAUGAAAGUGACGGGCCAGAGCUACUAUGAGGUGCAGAAGCUUCUUUGUAAAGUCAGCCGAGCUUGUGCUCCCAAAAUGCAGACAGCUUAUGAAAUGAAACUAAGGAAGUCUGUCAGUCCUUCUUCAGCCUUUUUAUCCACCACGCUGUGUAGUUUGGAUAGAGUCUUGCAUGGUGGAGUACCCUGUGGGUCCCUCACAGAGAUAACUAGCCCACCAGGUUGUGGCAAAACUCAAUUUUGUAUUAUGCUGAGUGUUCUGGCUACACUGCCUCUAAGCAUGGGAGGACUAGAUGGGGCAGUUAUAUACAUUGACACAGAGUCUACAUUCAGUGCUGAAAGGUUGAUUGAGAUAGCAGGAAACAGAUUCCCUACUUAUUUUGACUCGGAUGAAAAGGUGUUCUGCAUGACCCGUAGCAUUCACCUCUAUCGAGAACUGACCUGUUGCAGUGUACUGCAGAGGAUUAUGUCUUUGGAAGAAGAAAUUAUUUCAAAGAAAGUUAAACUCAUAAUAAUUGACUCUGUCGCUUCAGUUGUCAGAAAGGAGUUUGACACAAAACUUCAAGGCAAUCUGGCAGAGAGAAGUAACUUUUUGACUAGAGGAGCAUCAGUGUUGAAGUAUUUGGCAGAGGAGUUCUCAAUACCAGUUAUCUUGACGAAUCAGAUUACCACAUCGCUGAGCAAUGGCCCUGUGAUCCAGGCAGACCUGGUGUCUCCAGCUGAUGAUUUGUCCCUGUCUGAAGUCCUGGUGCCAAAUGGAGUGAAAACACUGAAGGAAUUAUCAAGUGAACUGAGGAGCCCCCAGAGAUCAGAGGCUGUUGGGGCUUCUGUAAGUGGGAAGAGGGAUUCUGGUUGUGUGACAGCAGCCCUUGGCAACACGUGGAGUCACAGCGUCAACACCAGGCUCAUACUACAAUAUCAUGACUUGCCAAAAAGACAGCUCCUGGUUGCUAAAUCGCCUGUUUCUCCAUUCUCCGCUUUUUUCUACACCAUUGAGAAAUCAGGCUUGGUUCUUCAGGAAAUUCCCCUCAUCUCAAAUUAGAGAAAGGAGGCCAGGAGGCCAGGGUCGGCAUUCUUUGCCUCGGUGACCCAGCAGUAACCAAACAAGGAGACAGGCAAUGUGAGUAUGAACCAGUCAUCUUGAAGCUUAGGAUCUGGAGACUGAGAGCUCCAGGUGGAUAAAUAGUGGGCCUCUGUUUCUGAUAUGGGAUAAACCCAAACCUCACAGCUCCCCAUGACAAUUAUCUGGGGUCAGCUGAGAGGGGGACUCAGUACCAAAUCAUCAGUGGCACUGUUUCUCUCCUCCAGGCAGUGACAUUGUGUUGAUUUGGCCUUUUCUUUCCACUCUCACAAAGCUACAGAAAGCUGUGGAGCAGACUUCUUGGACUUGCUGAGGACAAAAACCUCCUUUGCUUGCUGCAUCCUUUUUCUAAAUAGCAUGGAUGCCUGUCAGAAACAUUCUGAAACGUUGUUUGGAUUUGAUUUUUAUAUACCUUUUCCUCUAGCAAAGUGCCUGCAAGUUCAGUACAAACAGAUGAACAGAGUCAAGCACAGCUCGUAGCCUAGCUACAUACUUCAGUCUUUGCUCUGAACUACUGAGGUUUUGGAUGAUGUCACUCUGGUCUCCUGAGGGCUGCUGUUGUCAUCAGAUAGUGAGGUCGAUAAGCCACAUGUUAUGAUGAGGUAUGCUGUUUGGUUCAAUCACAGUAUCAUGCAUGAAGAGGAAAGAAAGCAGUGUAUUUCCUGGUACAGUACCUUGAUAAGGCUCUCACUGCUUCAUAGGUAUUUCCACCACACUGUCCUCUCUGCUCAGCACACUGACAAUCAGGUUGCUGACAAUCUGAAAGUAGAAACAGUGCUAGGGUGCAGAACUCAGCUCCUCCACCAAAAACAUGUUUCUUUCUUUCUUUCUUUCUUUCUUUUCCUGAUCUCAAUUUCACUCUCUCUUUUUU
Molecule: messenger RNA, 2185 nt
Organism: Corapipo altera (White-ruffed manakin)
Lineage: Eukaryota; Metazoa; Chordata; Aves; Passeriformes; Pipridae
Gene: RAD51B
Product: RAD51 paralog B
Exons: 12
Coding region: 64-1275 (403 amino acids)
Biological process (GO): double-strand break repair via homologous recombination
Cellular component (GO): Rad51B-Rad51C-Rad51D-XRCC2 complex
Molecular function (GO): ATP binding; DNA binding; ATP-dependent DNA damage sensor activity
Source: RefSeq, a predicted model, not a curated record